GAUCACAGUGUGCCCGACGCAAAAUUUAAACAUUUAAUGGAGAUAUGUUUACAAAGACCGAGAUAUACGAAUUAACCAGAUAUAAAAUGAGUCAGGCUUUUUGUAGAGGACUUCCGGUUUCAUUGUCCGUGAGCCAUUUUAGGACGCUUUGGAAAAAAAAGAAAGGACCGGUCGUCUCUAGCAAAAAAACGUUUAGACUGCAGUGAGAGCAAGCUGAACAGUUGAAUAUACAUAUUUAAUUAUGAAGACAAAGAAAUACUUUUUCUGUUUAUUUAUUGUACUGCUCAUUAUGGAGAAUGGAGAAGGGGAUAAUGCAAACACAUGUGACACCAAACACUUCAAUGAAACUAAGCAAGUGAGAGAAAAGGAGUUUGUCGACGACAGCUUUUAUCUCAACGUAACAGCUGAUUCCAAAUAUUCAAGCAAAUUCGAAGUUAUUUUUGAAGUGUGUGAAAAGCUUGAAACAACACCUCAGUGCACUUUUACAUGGAGAAAACCUUCUAAUAACAUAACAAUUGUACACUGGAACCCAGGCAAUGAAACAAUUUGCUCAGCGAGGUACCAUGAUGUCAACAGCUCUUUAGACAUGUUUGAAUUCCACAUUUCCCAGCUGGUCCGUCGCCACCUUAGCUUCUUGAAGUUGUCCAUAACUGCCAGCAAUGAGGAACCCAAGACACUGAGUCUGUUAUGUCUUGAAGUGCUGUACCAGCCAAAGGUCACGAGUCUCGCAGUUGAUGACAAUGAAGUCACAGGUGAUUAUCUUAUUAAUGAAGGUCAGGAGAUAACUGUGACUUGUUUCUUUGAAAAGGGGAGACCAGCAGCAAAUUUCUAUCUGAUGAAUAAAAAUGGAAAGGAGCUCAAACGUGCUGAUAAUGACAAAAAUAUCAGUCUUACAGUUGCAGUACUUUGUGAAGAUGACUGGCCGAUCAUUCGGUGUGAGGGAGAGAGGUCUGAGUACAACAGAUCCGUUGCAAUUCUUGUCAGAUGUGCUGUUCAGUUUGUAGACAACUCGACACAAAUCCUCAAUUCCUUGUUGCUUGAUGACAUAACACUUCGUGUCAAGGCCCACACCAUAGUCAUCAACUCAUGUCUUCUGACAUCGGUAUCGUUAGAAGACAGAGCCAUAAAGAAAGUAAACUGCACUUUGAAGGGUAAACCUCCUGAUCUCGAAUUAACUAUUCAUCUACGCAAUGAAACGAACAUUGUCCAAGGAAACUGGAUGCUGCUUCUUGAAAACGAGAAAGGGUUAGCAAAGACAACACUGCGUGUCACUUCAAGUAAGUAGAGAAAAUCCAGGUGAUGUAUGAUAUAUGGUAGAUUCUGCAGCAUUGUAUGGGCAUUAAAUAAUGUAACCGGUCUUGGGUUCUUUUACUUUUUAAGUAAGUUUUUAAAAAAAAAAUUUAAUCUGUGGCAAAAUGUUACUUAUACUUAACUAUUGUUAAGGACAACGUUUUAUUUAUUUAUUGGUGAGAAUAAAGAGUUAUUUAGUAACUGCUAAAAGAUAAUUUAAAACCUAUAAAAUAAAAGUUAUUUAGUGAGUGAUAGUCCAGGAGGAAUUAGGCCUGAUGAUGGUCACCAAUUAUUCAACAAAUACCCAUCACACUCACACUCUAACUUGCAGACGCUACAGCUUGCACUGUUGGCUACACACCCCCGUACAUUAACUUCACACAAAAAUGCACGUACAUACAUAGACACUGCCAACAUUGACUGGACAUGACCCACACAUUGCACAGUCACAAUAGAUACCAAAGUAUAUAUGUUAGUAAACCUACAUGGAUGCUUGGUUGUCCGCUGCAUGGCCCUCACAAACCCCAUGAAGGACAUAUUCCACUAAUAUUGUUCGCGAUGUCGCCUGUCAGACAUAUUUUUGUGCCUGACUUUCUCUCAGCGCUCGUGAGGCACCGGCAUUCACGAACUUGUAUUACUGGACUGCAGGCAGAAGAAUGUUUCCAGUUAACUUCUAAAACGAGGCAUGAUACUACGAAGCUUCCGGUUUAGUCACACUCAAUGUUUAGGCUCGCCAAAACUAACAGCGCAGAGCUUCGCAAGAGGCUAAGCGUUGGUCUUGGCAGACAGACAGCAGUCCACCUCUACACGUCCGUACCAGUAAUAGAAAGGCAAGCAGACUACAUCUGACGUCAUACUCCAGGCUAUUUCAUCGGGUUCGCGGUUCCAGGCUUUUUUCGAUGACUGUAGCAACGCCUGACGCCAUGUCCAUGCUAUACACAUGUAGUCUGCUUGAUGCUGUCUGCUGCUUGUUGUACCAAUGGGGGUUCGUUGUUCAUGUCCCCUCCCAAACCUGUUCGCAGUUUUGGCUCGAAAAGCCUUCACGCGCUGUAGCGUCACGUGGGUGUUGUGGGCGCUAGCCAUUGGUUCCAUUUGGAGACAAUGUAGCGAACCCCACAGCGUAGCGUCCCUUUGGGCAUCUUCGUGAGGCGCUGAGAGGAGCGGGUGGUUGUGAAAGGUGAGAAGCCACCUGGGAAAGGUGCCGUGUUUGUACUUGAGUGACCAGCAGGCUAGGGGUUGUACUGUUUGUGGACACAGUAGCCAGGAAUGACCAUUCAAGCUUGACCACCAGGGUCUGUGUGAGACGUAAGUGGGCUUCUGGUACUGUUGGUUGUGAGUGGGUGACCGCCGGACCCAUCACAAGCCGCAUGGGCUUUUAUCAUCGUUAUCACCUUUAUCAUCUUUAUCAUCCUUGCAUUGUUCGUCAUCUUAUUCUUGUUAACUUGUUACAUUCUUCGUAUCCUCAUGUGAUCUAGUCAACAAGGUCCUGGUUCUUGUCCUUGCUGUGUUUCUUCAAUUUCAUCAUCUCCUCUUCUUCACCCUUUCCGCCCUUGUGUGUGCGGAGUCUCAACCAUUCUACGUUUCGUCCUCCCUUCAUUUCUUCGUUCCGUCACCUUCGUCGUCCGCUCCUGCGUCGAGUGGUCAACGAGACAGCCCGGACUGUGGACCAGCAGAGGGUUCCUGCGCACAUCAGACAGACAGUUCAGUGGAAGUCAGCGCGAGAAGCUGAAGGAGAUAGGGUCAACAGAGUACACAGUGCUCCACAUCUAACAUCAGGCCUGAAGGCCUCAAGGGCAAGAACUCUGCCAGUACUGUGCUGGUCUUUGGCGUUUAUCUUAUUACUGUUACCAACUUCUCUCAUUACCAUUUUUGGGGCGUGGGGGUUGUCCCCUAUUUUCUUGCGUGUGUGCGUGGACGCGUAAGUGUAUUUCUUCAAAAAAUGUUUUUUUCUCUUUUCUCAUUUUCAUCUACAUGUGAUUGAAAA
Molecule: messenger RNA, 3274 nt
Organism: Pomacea canaliculata
Lineage: Eukaryota; Metazoa; Mollusca; Gastropoda; Architaenioglossa; Ampullariidae
Exons: 5
Coding region: 242-1285 (347 amino acids)
Source: RefSeq, a predicted model, not a curated record